Porites lobata is the source of this 12207-nucleotide messenger RNA. NCBI's taxonomy places the organism in Eukaryota, Metazoa, Cnidaria, Anthozoa, Scleractinia, Poritidae. The record is from the annotation of a GenBank genome assembly.
AUGUCCUUAAGCAUCUUGAUUGUGUACGGAUUCCUUCACUUUUUGUUGUGUUCAAUUCAGGGAGAGUGCCCCCAGGCUUGUUCUCGCGACUUCUCCUGCUGUUUCAUCGGUUUUGUCAAGAGGAAUGGAAGAGCGAAAUCAAUCCUGAAUUGUUCAAUAAUUUUGCCGUUUCACAUUAUUCCUGAUCGUGCAAUUUCCAUUGUCAUGAUAUUGCAUUCUUCGUCUAUCGAAGUCGUUUUUCACGAUGGAAGUGAUUCUCGUGAUCUGAAUACAAGUCGAGCCAUCUACUCGCAGCUGAAAUGUCUUCUUGAAGACAUUCGCAAGGAAUCAUUCUGGUUAAAGGACAUGAAGUACGAAAUGAGCAUCUGCUGCCCUGUGUGUUCUCAAAAAGAUAGCAGAUGCCGUGCUCAUGAUGUGCGUGGUUGCGAGUGCUUGCACUUGUUGUCAGAGUUAAAGUUACGUGAUCGUCCGUAUUGCAACAAGCCUGGCAUUCGUGGAGAUCCAACAAUUAAUAUUAAAACAUUUGAACACUGGUUUGCACUGUCAGAAGCUCAAGGCAGCAGUACUCCACUCAGUCAGGUUGGUUCCUGAAAAAUUAAGUUUCCUGAGACACGCUUGGCUUAUUUCAGUUGCAUAAAAUUAUCAUAUGAUAAGAUUGCUGUUUUUUUUUUCGGGCUAACCUAAGAGUAUAAUUGCGGCAAGGAAUGUGCACUACUGUAGCUUUACUUACUUUGUCUAAACAGAAUACUGACUUGAUGUACGUAAGAUCUUAGACGUAGAUGAUGGUGGUUAUUAUUAUUAUUAUUAUUAUUAUUAUUAUUAUUAUUAUUAUCAUCAUUAUUAUUGUUAUUAUUAUUAUUAUUGUUAUUAUUAUUAUUAUUAUCAUUGUUAUUAUCGUUUAUUAUUGAAUAUGGCGAUAAUAAUAUUAAUGUAGAAAUGAUGAGGAUAGAAAAUUUGCAGUGCGCAGUUUGCGUAUACUUAGAUAUGCUUAAAUACGUAGAUCGAUUUAUUGCACUGGUGGGAAUUCAACACACAACAUCGCAGAGAUCAGUUAAUCAUAAUUUUUUUUAUACAUUACCUAGCUGCUUGAAAUGUUGACUGUAGCAGAUUGCGUAGCCUGUGAGAGCAGACACCUUUUUGGCUCUAAUAAAAGUAUUGUAUGUGUCGGUUAAUUAUUAACAAACUCCAUUCAGGUUACACCUGACAGAGGUCCCACUGUCUUUGAAAACGAUAGACAGAGAAGGGGAGACAUCUGAGAUCACUGUUUGGAAUUUGAUAGAGGCUUGACUGGAGGUGCAUUACCGAAGCCAUUAUUCAUAGUUCUUAUGAUUUAAAGUCAUUUUCUUCAUCUGUAUCUUUACAGCAUCAAGAUGUGACUCAACGUGACAACAGCGGAGAACACCGCAUAACUCCAAAGGAAGGUAAGCCCAUUUAUUGUUGUUGCUUCUGUUGUUGUUGCUAUCAUAAUACACAGUAUACAGGUGUCGUCGAAAAUAAGCCAAUGUAGUCUUGAAGGAAAAAUGCGGCUGGUUAGAAAUUAAUUAACUUAAAGAAAAACCGCAUACUAGUAUUCGAUUAGUUUUUUCCCGCGCGAUUUACAGUGUAGCUCUGAUGCCAAAUGAUUGUACGGUUUGUAGCCAUCUUGGACCGGCUGGAUUGCUGGCUGGCACAUUUUUCCUCGAUCUCAAUGGAUAAGUUUUCUCGACCGGAGACUGGUCUCUGGUAUUUUGGUGACUCGCUUGUUGACUACAGAUGAAAUGUUGGCGAGGUUUUGUUCACAAAGAGUUGGUUUAUUGUUUUUUACUCUCAGUUAUUGAUGUUCCGUUUAUUUCAGUUCCCUUCAUAGAAAAUGCUCCAUUCUAAGAUAGUCAGAUAUCCUGGUAUUAUGUCAACAACGUGUUCGGCACGCUGUAUUUUAGAUAAGCCUCAUCAGCUUAUGACCGACGGUUAAUAUUAGCCUCCGCAAUAUGUUUUGUAUUAUUAUUUUUUUAAAUUUAUCUUGCAAUCAGAUCAGGUUCUUGUCAUUCGUUUUAUGUAUGGCGUUAAAAAAGUUGUAGUUUGUGAAUCAAAAAUCAAAAGAAUGUGGAAACAUUUACUUCCCCUCCUCCUUUGCCUUAUCACCCCUCCCUGUCGAAUGCACCCCCCUAAUUUGCAUUCAUUUAUUUAUUUACGUACAAGACUUUUACAAAGCAAAAACAAAAACAAUGGCGAGAGUUUAAGUGUGCCUUGGCUAAAUCUUACGACGUUAAUUCUUUCAAUCUGUCCCAAGUGUUGCGCUGUACAUAAUGUUGUGACAAUGGUCUUAGCGAAAGUUGCGACUGUUUAACACCCCUUUCGACGUUGUUGCAAGAUCUUGGGAAGAGUUUAAACCCGUUUGAAUUUCGUCAUAACCGGAGAUCAGGCCGAAUUUUGGCAGCUCUUUUGUUGUCCCUGGCAUUUUUUUUACCGAGCAAAACGAAAAUCGAGUCUGAACUCAACUUAACUUUGUCACAAAAUCGCCGUAACAUUUUUUUGUCUCCAAAUGUUGAACUUGCUAGAUGUAAAGCAUCUUUUGUAACUAUUGUUCAACUCGUCCAUGCGCAAGGUAGCUAAUAAACAUGUUUUUCAAUAAAUGCGACUAUUUAUUUGUAACGGCUGUGAGAAAAUUUUGGCUGCUAUGUUUAGUAACAACAUUGUUAUUUAUCAUUCUAACAAUACUCAUUGUUUUGUUUUUGUUUUUGUUUGUUUUGUUUUUUUUUUGGCAGAAACUGUAUCGGAAAGAUCUGCCUCUGAUCCACCAGAAGUCAUCAUUAAUCAGCUUAAGAAUCGGGAUCUUCCGAAAAGAGCGACACAUCUUGAUGUCAGCCGCCUACCAGUCGACGUUUUGUUACCGUGUGAAGAGAUAAUUUAUUGUUAUUCAGUUAUUUUGCUUUCGCUGGUGAAAAUAGGAAAAGCCAAUGUAGAAAUCAUUUAUUCUUUAGUCUUAACUUCUUUUAGUCGUAAACAACCUGUUGAUCUAUUGAGCGUAAACUUAUUUGUCAAGUCAUAAUUGUAUUUAGUCUUCAAACUGUAAUCAACCUGUAAGAAGCCGUUAUCCACCUGUGUAGCUUUUGGAAGUAAUUAAUGUUUCAAAACAAGCUUAGGUUUCCACCAAUAGUCUUGUAGAAAUGAUUGUUGUGCUCUGUAAUUUGACUCGUUGAGUUGUGAUGUAAUCUGUAUCGCUUCGCUAGCUUAGGCUUAAAUGCGAGUGCUUUGUAGGAGCUUCUUUGGUUACAUCCAGGUCCAUCUAGUCCUGGUUACAUCCAGGAUCAUCUAGUCUUCGUUACAUUUUGGUUGGUUGUGUUCCUGACUCUACCCGCAGUAUAGUCUUGGAUUAAACUUCUACGUUGGACCCAAGUUCUGUUGUGAUCAUUGUCUCAAGGGUAUUCAGCAGGCGUAAGAGAUUCCGUGCCUUCCCGCAGCCAGCGAGUGUCCCCAGGAAAAGGCCUUUCCCAGAGAAUUUUAGAGUUUUUCCCCGUCCGUCAGUUUACCCUUUUGUGAAGGCAAAACCUGUUUCCACACUGGUGUUAAAGUGAAAAAUAGUGUUUUCACACUGGUCGAGAAGAGUGGCAAUUACGCAAGGAAUACCAGAGGCAAAGAAACCUUACAGAACAGGAUGUAACCCCUUGGAGCAAGAGAGUACGCCCAAGUAAGUCAAUUUAACUUGAUGCCGAAGUUUUUCUCAAGAAGAAAAGAACCUUACAACCUAAGGAGCCGGAGUAAGAACCAAAGUUGUACUCCGAAGUCGAAAGUAGACGCCUGCGUCGAGUGCGAUUUGCCUUUCGACGAAUCAAAAAUAGCCCCAGAAUUGAGGCGUGGGCCAGUUGUUAAAGAAGGAACUAGUUCAGAACCGUUAGAACCUUCUCACAAAAACUCUGUGAGGUUUAACACGACCAACUUGGAACCCGUGGAUAUUAGUGUAGAUUCCGAUAGCGACGACAGUCUUAGUGCUUUGGACCUACGGCGCCUCAGAGCUCUCGUAGAAUCUGAGGAAGAACUUUCUUCAGAAAACGAGAGAGAAAAAGAAAAAGAAAAAGAGAACUUUACGGAUAGCAUUUUUGCAACAGGUAGUCAACAGGUACCCGCGAGUUCGUCACCUGCUACUGGUAGUACGUCGCCUCCCAGUAAUACAAUACCACCUACAACCACACCUGUGGAUCCUACAGUAAUUGAACAACCAGAAGUGUUAAAUACUACACCAAUUGUUCCCGAUAACGCUGCUGGUGGACAACCGUUACCAAAUAUUAAUUCACCUGCUGAUAUUUACGAACACUUUUCCCGGAGGGUAGACUACAGAGAUAACUUCAAAACGGGAACGCCUCCGAGUAGUAAUUUGACUGGAUCGCAUGAUAAGACUGAUAGAACUCCUGACGACUCUAGUGAUAACAGUGAAUGCGAAUCAGCCUUACCAGCUACAAAUACAGAGAGUUGUAACACGUGCGACGCUACAGGUAUCAUGCAAGCAGAGGAGUUAACUAGAUUGCAAGACCAAGUAAUUGCAUUACAACAAGAACUUAAAUCACAACAAGAGAAAGCUCAUGUCUUUCGUACAAAAACUAUCAGUGCCUUUGAGCAAACUCCGAUUCCGGAUGUAUCCAGUCCGCACAGACCGACCGCAUUUCACGGCUUUGACUCCGAGGAUAUCAAUCGAUGGCUGGAUAAGGUGGAAAAUUAUUUGACACUACGCCGGAUAGAUACAUCCACUCCUACCGCUUUGGCAGAACUUGUACUGAAUCUUGCGGGGCCAGCUGAGGACUUUUAUUAUUCCCUACCUGGGGAUUGUAAGGAUACCUUUACUAAGCUGCGUGAUGCCUUGAAGGAGAGAUUCGCAAACGAGAACCAGAGCUGGAUUAUUUGGCAGGCAAUUACUACCCGCCAGCAGGGACCUGUGGAGCCACUUGACACCUAUUUAACUGAUUUGACCGGAAAGUUUCGUCGAAUCAACAUUUCAGAUGCCGAUAAGAUGCGUUAUUUUGUUCAAGGGCUAAGGGCUGAUUUGAGAGAAACUGUUUUGCUAAAACAACCAAAGACUUUCCGGGAAGCGGAAGAAAUGGCCCGCCUCGCAUCCGCAGUUAAAACCACGAUGAGCAAUUCUAAUGAAACCGUUACGAUACAAUUACAUAAUUUAACGAAGACUUUGAACACUCUGGUGGCCAAUAGUAACAGCCCAGUGAGUACAAAUCAACAACAGUCGCUUCACACCCAGGUCGAAACCUUGACACAAAAAGUGAAUUCACUCAUGCCUACAGUUACGAAGUCAGAUAAAGUUGCCGCUUAUUCAGAGCCACAGGUGGAUUUCCAAAGUAAGAUUGAGGACCUUACUAAACUUGUGAAACGCAUGGAAGGUAACUUUCAGGAUCAAAUUGCCAGUUUGGAUAAGAGGAUGGACGCACGCAUCACUGGCCUCGCACAACGUCAGCGAGAGACUCGUAAUACUAGGGAGCGAUCAAGAGAUGGCCGCCCUUAUUGUUAUGUAUGUGGUUUGCCUGGCCAUUAUCAAAACAGUUGUCCACGACGGAACAACCGUGAACGUGACCGCACGCCAGUGCCCAGGUACGCGCUACCUGCUCCUGAUAAUUACACACGAUAUUCAAGUGGCCCUCAAGCACGACAGCGAGCCUUACCACCGCCGCCACAUCAAAGCCGAAUAGCUGCCUUUCAGGACAGUACUCCAACCUCUUCCAGCCAGCCGGAGUUGCCUAUAUACGACUCUCCCAAAUAUGACUCCUUUGAUUGGGAUUAUUAUUAUGGUGACUUUAACGAUGAUGAUUUCUAUGGACAUUGGGAUUAUUACUACGAUUAUGAACCAGAAACCGAGGCGAGCAAUAAUGUAGACGAGUUAGAUGGAGUAUAUGAAGAAACACCGCCAACAAGUGUCUCUACCUUGGUCGAGAAUUUACACAGUACAGUAACCACUGACCAGCUGUUAUUGCCUCCUUUUCCGUUUCAAGAUCCCUGUCCUUCUUCGUGGCCAUCCAAAGCUGCUGGUUUGUUACUUGAAGAAACACGGGCUGCGCCUAAUCCGUUGACUGAGUUGUCGCUUGCCAACUUUGGAAAGAAUCCUGAACAGCCUCAACAAGGACCAAUACCGAGUGCCACACCUCAAUUAGAUGCAGGUAUGAGUAGCUUGCCGCCAUUCACUGAUAAAGUAGACCAGUUAGCAGACAGCUUUGAGAUGGGAACUGAAUUUGAUCCACCCGUCCCAGCCACUAAUCCGGUGCCGACUGCAACAGCCAUACGUAGUAAGACUGCUGACACUACAAUUCUGGGACACUAUCCUCCAGCUGAUCAUGAGCCAAAGGAAGAACCAGCCAUGACCUACCAGCCAGCAACAGUUGAUAUCUUGCCACCCCCAUACCCAGGUGACGUUGGAGUAGAUCCUACUCAGUAUUUUGGAACUAACUAUCCCAAACCAGCGUUAGCAGGUUACAAUAAAGUAGCUCCUAGGAAGGCUCAGCCACAGACCAAAGAGGUAAAGCAGAAGUCAACAGCCAUUGCUUAUAGUACCCUGAACGCUGAUAACCACGUUACAGGAGAUUCCAGCCGAUCUCGCCAUGAAGACCUUCCCACAGAGAGCCCAACCGCUAUGCACUCUGGGGAGAAGACGAGCAACUCAGUUUCGGCUCAAAAUGUCAGAGAAAUGGUCACGACUCAAGUCAGUAAACAGGUGAAACCCUUAACCAAUCAGGAAACAGACAGAACUACAAAGCUAGAACAGAACUACCAUGUAGCUCCCAAAGCGAUACCGAGUGACCAAUCAAGUUUCCCUUGCCCUGAGAUUAGACAGUCAAAUCCUGAUACUGGACAACCAGGUAGUAACCACUCUCUACGAGCGCAGAUAGUUUCAACAGAGCCGAAAACCAAAAGAGCAACUCAUUCUCAGCUUCAUAAUGAUUACCAGCACGAACUUAAGGACCAGCUAACUAAAGUUAUAAAGGAUUUGGAAGGAAAUCUGUUGAACAAGAUUACAAUUUUGGAACGACGCUUGGGAGGAAACUCAAGACACAGUAAGGUACAACCAUGGAAAAGGACUUGCUUUUACUGUGGAAUGGUUGGCCACAUUCAGAUCAACUGCCCUCAUCGUAGUUGCCAACAAGGGUCCUAUAAUUAUAAAGUACUUCACAAGCCAGAGCGAAUCCCGCAUCAAGCCCCUACGUUUCAGCCGGCAUACACAGCCAGAGACAAACCUCGUUGCCAAGAUUCAGGAGAGGAACCAUAUGACGUCAACCACAACUCGACAAAAGUUGGAGUUAUCCUGGACCAGCCAAAGGAAGUACUUAAAUUGGGCCACCUAAGUUCAGUUGCAGCGAACAGCUUCAAGCAAACAAGUUUCCAGAUACCCAAUGUGCCACCCAACUGUAGAAAUCUUUUAAAUUCCCAGGAACAAGAGAAACCUAAGUACCAGCAGAAUACCCUUAUUUCCUCUAGUCAAACGCCUGGUGAAAGAAUCCGCAACCAACAAGUCGCAAGAAGUUGUACAGAAAAGUCUCCGUCUCAAAAGUUGACCAAGACAAAGAUUUUAACAGAAACUGACAGUGAAGAAAUUAAGGAUAGCAACAUGAUGAUAACCGGCGAUAUAGCAGGUCAGAACGUUAAUUUUCUUUUGGAUACCGGUGCUUGUGCCUCCAUUAUUGACGAGAAGCUACUAUACAAGAUUUAUGAUCAAGGAGCAACAAUAUUGACAAAUGGAUCGGUUCAGUUUGUUGAGACAAUCACAGGACAAAAAGUACCAUUGUUGGGAAAAGUCGAAAUUCCUGUCGAAAUCAAUGGUGUUCUCUAUCCCAGCUGUUUUCAAGUGGUACAGGGUCUUUGUCACGAAGCCAUACUUGGGCAAGAUUUCUUGCAAGCAUACGGUGCAGUUAUAGAUUUCAAGAACAAACGUGUGAAAUUAGAAGAUACUUCCUUGCACUUCAAGGAAAUGUCAAGAACGACUGAAGAAUGUAUUAUCCCCACAUACGCCCUCAGGUUUAGGAGAAAUCAACGUUCAGCGACUAUCCAAGCAUCGCAGUCCAGCAAGACGCCCACUAUUAUCAAAAACGCGGUGAAGCUUCAGAAGGCAGGCAAAUCGGCAACGUUGCAGCCCAAAAUUUCAUUUAUGUUCGAGAAGUUUAUUUCCUGGUUCAUGCUACUAGUGCUCUUUCACCUGUGUUUUGCUUCACAAGCUCAUAAUUUACCUCCAGUGCAACUAACAACUCAAAAGCUCCACAACAUGCACGACUACCGCCAGUCUGCAGAGAAAGAAUUGUUUCCAUCUCCUAAAAAUGAUGGCAGAUUGACGACCGAAACUCAUACCCAUAAUUGGCAUCAACCAGUAUCUUCCACAAAGUUCAAGCACAAUUUUCCGUUGCUGAAUGAUGACCCUCUCGACGACUUAAUACCGAAGGAUCUCACCAGUAAAUGACAAUGGCCAUCCACUAACAGAGAGCACGACUUUAAGAAGAGGAAAUAGUUAGUGUGUAAUUUCUAAGAGUCCAAGAGAUAUGGGAUAGAAUAACGAAUACACCGCUGAGUAAUUUAUAAUCAAUUAAUAUAAAUCCGUCCAAGCCAGAGAUAAGGCUCGAAUAAGAAGAAACAUAAUAAGAAGUUAAAAUAAACAGAAUCGAAGAUCGAGAAUUGAGAAGUACUAAAUGAGAGUUUCAAGUAACCUUAAGUGUGAGAGUUUUAAGCUAAGAAACGAGAGUUUGAAACGCAUAUAAUAAUCUUUUAGUAGUUUCGCUGAGUAAGAAUGCAUGUAAGUAAUUUCCCUCAAAAGGCGCAUAUUUUGAGGUACGUUAAUCUUCACAUAGAUCAGCUUUUAUUUUCAUUUGAACCCCCGAGGCCACUAUAUUUAGGCUAGUUCGGUUUAUGCCGCGGUUCAGGCACAAAAACAAAUACAAAAUUUUCAAAAACCAGAAAAUCAAAUAUAAAAUUUCAACAUAAACGUAAGUUUUAAUAUUUUCAAUUCGCUGUGCUUCUUCUUAAGUUUUCUCGUAUAUUUUUGAUCGUUUUUUUUCCUCUAAUCAGCUGAGGACAGCUGAGACUUAAGGUGGGAGGAAUGUGAAGAGAUAAUUUAUUGUUAUUCAGUUAUUUUGCUUUCGCUGGUGAAAAUAGGAAAAGCCAAUGUAGAAAUUAUUUAUUCUUUAGUCUUAACUUCUUUUAGUCGUAAACAACCUGUUGAUCUAUUGAGCGUAAACUUAUUUGUCAAGUCAUAAUUGUAUUUAGUCUUCAAACUGUAAUCAACCUGUAAGAAGCCGUUAUCCACCUGUGUAGCUUUUGGAAGUAAUUAAUGUUUCAAAACAAGCUUAGGUUUCCACCAAUAGUCUUGUAGAAAUGAUUGUUGUGCUCUGUAAUUUGACUCGUUGAGUUGUGAUGUAAUCUGUAUCGCUUCGCUAGCUUAGGCUUAAAUGCGAGUGCUUUGUAGGAGCUUCUUUGGUUACAUCCAGGUCCAUCUAGUCCUGGUUACAUCCAGGAUCAUCUAGUCUUCGUUACAUUUUGGUUGGUUGUGUUCCUGACUCUACCCGCAGUAUAGUCUUGGAUUAAACUUCUACGUUGGACCCAAGUUCUGUUGUGAUCAUUGUCUCAAGGGUAUUCAGCAGGCGUAAGAGAUUCCGUGCCUUCCCGCAGCCAGCGAGUGUCCCCAGGAAAAGGCCUUUCCCAGAGAAUUUUAGAGUUUUUCCCCGUCCGUCAGUUUACCCUUUUGUGAAGGCAAAACCUGUUUCCACACUGGUGUUAAAGUGAAAAACGUGUUUUCACAACCGACAGUCGAGGAUUGUGAAUUUCUAAGCUGUCUGUCCUUUCUGAAUCCCGGUUUUUGUAGGAAUUUUCACAGAGAUCUUGCUUACGUGUACCUCGGAGAUAUGGGAAAAGAUGAAAGGAAGCUAAACGUUGCUGUAAUGAACUGCUACAGGGGUUCUGCCUCUGCAGGAGGAUCCACGGUUGUUGUAUUAAACGCUGUGAAAGUCUUGAGGCCCAAAGCAGUGUUCUGUGUGGGCUUCUGUAGGAGCUUAGACUGUAAUAAAGUUAAACUUGGAGACGUAGUAAUUUUAGAGAAGUUAAUAACAUAUGGCCCGUGCAAAAUCACAGAGGGUGGCAUUGACGAACGCGGAGUUAAAGUUCAAUUGAAGUCCGGUCUUUCGAAGGUGAUGUUAAGGGCUGGUGACGGCUGGCAGCCACAUUUGAAAGAUUUAAACGCACGCGAAGUGGAGAUACAUCGUGGCGCGUUUCUGAGUGGAGCUGAGGAAGUUGUCGAUAGAAAACGAUGUGAAGCACUCAUCGAAAGAUUUCCAGAAGUGGUCGCUAUAGAAAGAGAAGGUGAAGGUAAGCUUUUUUGGCCAGUUCAUAUUUUAACAGAGUGUUCAUGAACUCGGUUAGUAAAAUCUAAACGAUUGUCUACGUCCUUGGAAUUAAUUCCUUGUUAGAGAACUUUAUUUAACGAGACAUCUUCAAAUUACAAUCUUCAAGAAUCCUAACUGUCAAUUUUUUAUUUAGUCACCAUUAUUUUGUUGUCUGUGUUAUUGCCAUUUGCGUAUUGAUGCCUUCUAAUCAAUGUUAAAGUGAAGUUGUCUUUUGAACCUAAUAAACCUGACUUUUUCCGCGGCUAUCUGCAUGCGUGAGCUCAAAACUUCACUUCUCUCCAUUUACUAUGAUUCUUCACUUUCAGGUGUGUAUACAGCAGCGCAUGACCUGGACAUUGAGUGGACUGUUAUUAAAGGAAUUUCAGGCUACGCGGAUGGCAGAAAUGAGUCCAAUUCCUGGAGACCGUUCGCAAGUUUAAUGGCAGCUUCCCUUAUGGCUCAUAUUCUCAGUGAUGCAAUUCCCUUUCAAGACAUGCCACACUACAGAAAUGAGAGUAAGUAUUGGGCAUGCAUACAUAUUUCUCAUAACCUCUCUCAUCGUCCCAGUAGUGCAGCUGUUAUUAAAAGCAUUAGUUCCAAGCAGUCUGAAUCUUGAUUUUGCUGCCGGAGGUGGCGUAGCUAACAAAAUGUUUUGUUCUAAUAAUGCAACGUUGUUAUGUAUUAGAUACGUUAAAUAUACACAGUGUUAGAGUUAUUAAAGGUAAAAUCACUUCUCUUUAUUCAAAACGAUGCCAUUUUAUUUUUAUUGCUUGUAGCUGAAGAAAGAGGUGAAAGGCGCAUAUCAUGCAAGAGGCGUAAGAAAGUGGGUAAUUCAGGUAGGAAGACAAGGCUUUUUGCUGAGUAUAUUUUUUCAUUUAUUUACAAACUUCACCAAAAGGCUUGGAAUUCCUCUACGUGGUCCAAAAAAAAUGAACAACAACAAAAUAAAAAAACAGAAGAUCGUCCCGGGGUUAACCGCAAAACAAUUGUGUUUAAGUAAGCAUUUUUUAUUGUAAAGUUAACUGAAUUUAGUUCGCUUCUUGGAGGCAAAGUUUUGGGUAGUUUUGAUUAAUUUUCAUCAGAAAUAAGCCAUAAAAAGGAAAAGGCCCAAGUAGUUUAAAGCAGCAGUCUUCAAAAGUACAAUCAAAUUAAAUUAAUUAAUUAGGCAAGCUUCGGAGAUGGCGAUUUGGUUUAAAUGUGGGUGAGAUAAACUUAUUGAUUUUAUAACAGUUCUGGGUGUUAAGGGCAAGGAAAAUCCCCAUUACAUAAACUGCAAGUGAAUCGACCUUUGUUGGGAAGAUGCUGCAGUUGGGCAGAAUAAUAUCCGAUGUGCAGUUUCUAUAUUUUUAACGAAAGUUUUCCUUUGUUUUCUGGUCAAAAGGUGAGAGAAGGAAAAAGCAAAGGAAAGGAAAGUAAACCAAAACCAGCAUGGCGGACAACAAAUGUUCCCUGCCCUGUCAGUAGCUCAAGGUCAGAAUCAGAACACGAUGUUUUUUUAUGUAUAUACUCCUCUUAUGUAACAGAAAGUGGGCGUGUUUGGUACUUGUUUGGUAUCAGUUUAUUGGACAAUUGACCAUUGACAAUUUUUCUAUGAAUUUAUAUCUGUCUGAAAUUUUGAAAAUGUUUCCUUAUCGUUAACAAACACCCAGGAACAGUAAUGAGGUAGAAAGAGAAGAAAAAAAGUGAUUUUCCUUUUAACAGCAGAACUUUUCCACUUUGCAGGUGUGUAGUUAUCCUUGGAUGUCCAGCUCAUAACCAUGAUGGCCACGUUGCAGCAGAAAACAAUUGUCUGCCACGUCAUCGUGACGGAGCUAUUGACCCACAGCGAGAUACUGUUGGUAGAGACCGCUUUGUAAUGGGAAACGUGUAUAUAUAA